Messenger RNA from Pipistrellus nathusii (Nathusius's pipistrelle), 1428 nucleotides. NCBI's taxonomy places the organism in Eukaryota, Metazoa, Chordata, Mammalia, Chiroptera, Vespertilionidae. The record is from the annotation of a GenBank genome assembly.
AUGAGUUCGCCAAAUAUAUGGAGCACAGGAAGCUCAGCCUGCUGCACUCCUGUAUUUUCACAGAAAAUGACGGCGUGGAUCCUGCUCCUGCUAACGCUCUACCCAGGCCUUACUAUCCAAAAAUCUGAUGAUGACUAUGAAGAUAAUGCUUCUAACAAAACAUGGGUCUUGACACCAAAAGUUCCUGAUGGUGAUGUCACUUAUAUCUUAAACCACCUCCUAGAAGGAUAUGACAAUAAACUCCGACCUGAUAUAGGAGUGAAGCCAACAUUAAUUCACACAGACAUGUAUGUGAAUAGCAUUGGUCCAGUGAAUGCUAUCAAUAUGGAAUAUACAAUUGAUAUAUUUUUUGCCCAAACAUGGUAUGACAGACGUUUGAAAUUUAACAGCACCAUUAAAGUCCUCCGAUUGAAUAGCAACAUGGUAGGGAAAAUCUGGAUUCCAGACACUUUCUUCAGAAAUUCAAAAAAGGCUGAUGCACAUUGGAUAACCACCCCCAACAGGAUGCUGAGGAUUUGGAAUGAUGGUCGAGUGCUCUACACCUUAAGGUUGACGAUUGAUGCUGAGUGCCAAUUACAGUUGCACAAUUUCCCAAUGGAUGAACACUCCUGCCCCUUGGAAUUCUCCAGUUAUGGCUAUCCACGGGAAGAAAUUAUCUAUCAAUGGAAGCGUAACUCUGUUGAAGUGGGUGACACAAGAUCUUGGAGGCUUUAUCAAUUUUCAUUUGUUGGACUGAGAAAUACCACAGAAGUAGUGAAGACAACUUCUGGAGACUAUGUGGUCAUGAGUGUCUACUUUGACCUGAGCAGAAGAAUGGGGUACUUCACCAUCCAGACCUACAUUCCCUGCACACUCAUUGUUGUUCUAUCCUGGGUGUCUUUCUGGAUCAAUAAGGAUGCUGUGCCAGCCAGAACUUCUUUAGGUAUCACAACUGUCCUGACAAUGACAACCCUCAGCACCAUCGCCCGGAAGUCACUGCCCAAGGUCUCCUAUGUCACAGCAAUGGAUCUCUUUGUGUCUGUCUGCUUCAUAUUUGUCUUCUCUGCUUUGGUGGAGUAUGGCACCCUACAUUAUUUUGUCAGCAACCGGAAACCAAGCAAGGAUAAAGACAAAAAGAAGAAAAACCCUCUUCUUCGGAUGUUUUCCUUCAAGGCCCCUACUAUUGAUAUUCGCCCAAGAUCAGCAACCAUUCAAAUGAACAAUGCCACACACCUUCAAGAGAGAGAUGAAGAGUAUGGGUAUGAGUGUCUGGAUGGCAAGGACUGUGCCAGCUUUUUCUGCUGUUUUGAAGAUUGCCGAACAGGAGCUUGGAGACAUGGGAGGAUACAUAUCCGGAUUGCCAAGAUGGACUCAUAUGCACGGAUCUUCUUCCCCACCGCCUUCUGCUUGUUCAAUUUGGUUUAUUGGGUCUCCUACCUCUACCUAUAA